UGGAGCACGCUGGUGUCAUGUGAAUAGAUAUGACAAAAACAGCUCUCCUUAAAUUGUUUGUGGCAAUAGUGAUCACGUUCAUUUUAAUUUUGCCAGAACACUUCAAGACACCAAAAGGAAGAACAUUGGAGCUUUCCUGUCUGGAAGAGUGUUUGCAGCCUAAUUCCACCUAUUCGCUGUCCUCCUUAAAUUUUUCUUUUGUGACUUUUCUGCAACCAGUAAGGGAAACUCAGACUAUGAUGGGAAUCUUUCUAAAUUCCUCUACUUUCCAAAACUUCACGAAGAUUUGCCAAGACAUCACAAGUGAAUUUAAAACAUGCUCCUCAUGUUUGGUUUGUGAAUCCAAAGGAAACAUGGAUUCCAUUUCUCAGGAACAAACAUCAAAAGUUCUUAUCAUGAGAGGAUCAAUGGAAAUGAAAGAAAAUGAUUUUUAUUCACCUUGUCAACAUUUUAACUUCACUGCGACUCCUAUAGUUGACCACAUGGGGGAAUAUAACACUACCUGCCAUCUAAAAAACCACACUAGAAAAUCAAUAAGAGUGGAAGAAGAUCCAAUCAAGGAAAAGUCUACAAAUCACACUUGUAGAAUUAUGGACUAUCCUAACAAUUGUAUUCACAUUUCUUUGCACCUAGAAAUGGACGUAAAAAAUGUUACCUGUCCCACGAAGAUCACUUGGUAUAUUUUAAUUAUAUUAGUUUUUAUAUUUUUUAUCAUCCUCAUUAUCUUCAAAAUAGUUAAAGGCCACAGGAGAAUACAGAUGUGGCAGAGUCAUAAAUACAAAGGUACAUCUGUUCUUCUAAGAGGAAGCGAUUCUGAGAAACAGAGAGCAUUGAACGUGCGGGUUAUUUCAGAGUCCACACCGGGGCUGCCCUUGGCUCAGAUAAAGGAAGUGCUCCCCCCAAUACCAGAACUGGAAGCAACUUCUGCAGUUCAUCAUCGAGAUCAAUACACAUGAUAAUCCCUGAGCAAAUUGGACUGAACCCUGUUGAAGAAUGCUUAUAAUUUUAUUUUGGGAAUGAGUAG
This is a messenger RNA of Urocitellus parryii (Arctic ground squirrel), 1024 nucleotides long. It is a transcript of the gene Tmem156, whose product is annotated as transmembrane protein 156. The record is from RefSeq and is a predicted model, not a curated record. NCBI's taxonomy places the organism in Eukaryota, Metazoa, Chordata, Mammalia, Rodentia, Sciuridae.